UGCUUUCAAGAGGGGUUAAUUUACAUAAAAAUAUUUGGAUAGCAAACCGUUCAUGCGAGACAAAACCUUGCUUCGCUAUCAAAGAUUAGAAGAGAUUUGUGCGCUGAAGACUUCCCCAGAAUAAUAAUCCAGAUUCUUGCAAUCUAGACAUCCCUCCAAGGUCAUUCCACAGGGGUCCUACAGGUCGAUAAUUCCGGAUAUCAUCCACGUUGUAAUGAUUGAAAUAUAAAACCUCUGUAAUACAAUACUCAACCGAUUAAAGCCCUAAAUAAUAUUUAGUCUUCUGCCAUGCCAGGCAAAGUUUCUUUGCUAGUUGGGGCACGAAAGGGGAGCACUGGAAUCAUGGACGAACUGUCUGGGCCUCGCGGCACUGAUAGUGAGAAUAUCGACGAAAUUACAGCUUGGGAAGACGUGGACUUCAAGACUUCAGACAAGAAGUGGUCAGAUCUUGACAAUGGUGAAAAAGCUAGGCAGGUUAUAUGGAUCCUCUUCAAGAUCAUCCUCUUCGCUGUAUUACUCUACUUGUUCGUUUGCUCUCUUAGUUUUCUUGGUAACGCUUUCAGACUUCUCGGUGGCCUAACGGCGGGCGAGGCGUUCGCAUCGAAUAAGCUGCUAGCAAACCCUGUGGCAGGGCUCAUGAUAGGGAUUCUAGCGACUGUACUAGUGCAGAGUUCAUCGACAACGACAUGCAUAAUUAUAGCGAUGGUUGCUUCUAAACUUAUCGAAGUAAAGCAAGCCAUCCCAAUAGUGAUGGGUGCUAACAUUGGUACAUCUGUGACAAGUACAAUGGUCUCAUUGGCUCAGGUCGGCGACAGGAAUGAGUUUAGACGAGCCUUUGCGGGGGCUGUUGUCCAUGACGUUUUCAACUGUCUAUCCGUCCUGGUAUUCCUUCCUGUAGAGGUGGUAUUUCAUUACUUAUACCACGUGACAAAUCAGAUUAUUAAAGUUAUGGACAUCAAGGCAGAUACUAACGCGCACAGAGAAUUCCUCUCCAAAAUCACAACACCGCUGACCAACCUUGUAGUCCAGCUUGACACAGAGCACGUCCUCAGAAGUGUUAUAUUAAAAGAAACACCUACAAAAGCGAAGACUCUUUUAAAACUAUGUCGUGAGAACAGAACCGUGACAAUGAACGUAACUCAGGAGUUUAAUACUACUAACGGCCUUGCAAAUUACACGGGGAGUGUAAAUGUACCAGUUGAACAGAUACGACAUUGUAACUUUCUCUUCUCUGAAACUGGUAUGUCGGACUCCACAAUCGGUGUGAUCCUUUUAGCGUUCGCUUUGAUCUUGCUUUGCACUUGCCUCGUAUGUCUUGUUAAACUAUUAGAAUCUUUAAUGCACGGGCACGUAAGAAAAGCGAUACAGCAUACAGUCAAUGCAGACUUCCCGAAGCCUUUCCAUCACUUAACUGGAUACUUAGCCAUGAUCGUAGGAAUGGCCAUGACAGUUCUGAUGCAAUCCAGUUCUAUUUUUACGUCUGUUCUAACUCCACUUACUGGUCUCGGUGUCGUGUCAAUUGAGCGCGUCUUCCCUCUGACCCUUGGCGCCAAUAUUGGAACAACAACUACUGGCAUCCUCGCUGCGAUAGCGAGUCAUGGCGACUCGUUCAACAACGCACUACAGAUAGCUCUUUGUCAUUUACUGUUCAAUGUAUCCGGGAUAAUCUUAUGGUAUCCUAUUCCAGCAAUGAGGCGUGUUCCCAUUAAGUUUGCAAAGUUUCUCGGCAACACUACAGCAAAGUAUAGAUGGUUCUCCGUCGCGUACAUCGUCUUCGGUUUCUUCCUUGUCCCGGCGUCUGUAUUCGGCUUAUCGCUGGCCGGCUGGCAAAUAUUACUUGGGGUUGGCAUUCCCAUACUCAUCCUUUCUCUGUUCAUUUUUAUUGCUAAGUUUUGUAAGCGAAAGAAGCCACGUUUACUUCCCAAAUUUGUAUGAACGAUAAGUGACAAACGAAGUGAACUCGAAUAGUUUGGAAUGCAAGAGAUGCACAUCAAACAAACUAUCUGACGCUAUAAGAGCAAUGUUUUUUUUUCUUAGGAAACACGUUUUUCUUGUAUUAGAUUGUUUGGGCCACUUUUGCAUUGUUAGCUUUCUUUGUUUAAGUACAUUCAGUCAUCAUUCCUGUUCAAUCAUCUUACUAAUAUAAUGUACAAAUAGAGUUUAUGUAGGUGUUGUUGGGUUGACAACGAACCGUUGAUUACUACAAUUAGAUUCUGUAUUUUAAAAUAUAACUUUAAAAUAUAAAAAAAACAAAAUGGGAUUUAGAAAUAAUGACACUGAAAUAAGAUUAGGUUAGUUUGAUCGUUCUAAAAGGCAACUUUAUUUAUUUGAAUAAAAAUAAAAUGUUGUUCAUUGGAUUCGA
Molecule: messenger RNA, 2362 nt
Organism: Exaiptasia diaphana
Lineage: Eukaryota; Metazoa; Cnidaria; Anthozoa; Actiniaria; Aiptasiidae
Product: sodium-dependent phosphate transport protein 2B
Exons: 3
Coding region: 289-1935 (548 amino acids)
Biological process (GO): sodium-dependent phosphate transport
Cellular component (GO): membrane
Molecular function (GO): sodium:phosphate symporter activity
Source: RefSeq, a predicted model, not a curated record